AUGCCCGUGACGCAGCGCCGUCAGUGCGCAGUGACGGGCUGUGGGAGCGGAGGGACGGCGUCUGGGCCGUGUAAGGCCAGCGCAACGAUAACGUUAAAGACCCCGGUCCAGCCGAGCGGCGAUCGCAGAGUUCCGCCCGCUGGCGCUCUUCACCCGUCCUCGGUUUAAGCCGCCGCCGCCGCCGGCGGCAGAGAGAGAGAUACUGAGACUGAUUGUGAGAGUGCGAGGGGAAGGCGGUGCCGGGCAGGCCUAGGUUCUCACGCCUGACGCCAUUACCCGCGCGGCCGCGGCUCCUCCCAACGAAAAGCCCGAGGGGAAAGGCGGAAGAAGCGGCGGGCCUUGUGUGGCCGCCGCGCAUCAAGGAGCAGUCGGCGGCGGCGGCUUAAACCGAGGACGGGUUAACAUUGGAAAAGAGUUGGUGAGCUGCAGAAAUUAGCACCUGGAGGUAACCGCCCUUCUGCGUGAAUUCUGGGAACCAAGGGAGGCCGUGAAAGGUGUCCCGCCCCCUCGCUCUCGCGUAGGUUUUAGAGGUUUUCUAAACAGGGUUUACCCCAUCUCCCCUCCGAGGAACAAGGGGGGUUGGCAAUCAUAGAUUACCAAUACCCUAUAUAUAAUAUGUAGGUAGGCGUAUUCAGACUCAUAAACAUCGAGGUACCGUGGUUAAUAUAAAAAUCAGGACGACGCCUGAACGCAUCGUUGGAUGUUAUUUUAAAACUGGACGAUUAACGCCAUUUGUUCGGAAGACUCGAUGGGCUUGAAUUUGCGGAAAUAGGACGCAAACUGCGGAUGUUUUUCGCGUGGGAGGCAUGCCAAAGAAAAAAGGACAUGCAGGAUGGUCAAGGCACAACCGAAUUGCACUUCGAGAAGCAACAAGGAGAAGAAGGGCACAAGAGACUCCAUAUGAAAGAGCUGAAAAAAAUGAACGUAAAAAAACUGCACAUCUCAGGAAGCAACAAGAAAGAGAGCGAGACAAAAGGAACGAAGAUCGCCACGAAAGAGCUCGAAACAGAAACAUGCCAAGAAGAGGGAUAAAACGAAAAGCAGCAUUGUCAAGGAACGAUGCAAAGAGACAUCGUGGUGCAGCAAGGAGCAGAAGGGAACAAGAGAUGCAACAAAAAAGAAUUGAACAUCUCAGGGUUCAACAAGAAAGAUUGCGAAACAGAAGGCUUAUUCUUACUCCUGUGCGUGACCAAAAAGUUGAAAAAUUGUGGAAUACAUCUCUUCUAAUUCAGAAAUCAUUACAGGAAAACAGUAAGGAAAAAAUGAGUGCAACAGUUACAGCAUGCAAUUUGAACAGGAGUAGGAACUCUACUAUGAUAGAAGGAGUAUCUAACCAUCCCGAAACAUCCAACUCUCCUCAUGAUUUGUCUCAAGCCACAAAAACUGACAGACCACAGUUCCUUUACACCCCACGGCCUGCACAUAAUCCACAACUCACAUCUGAUCAGAAGAUGAUACUGCAGCCCCUCAGAUGUCCAGGUGCGAAUCUCUUCCAAUACCCAAAUGGCCAGAUUGUCGAACUUGUGCCUCUACCAAACCCUGGACCAGUGAGUCGACCAUAUCUCCACCAAAAGGUCACUCCUGCUGUACGGAAUCCAGGCUCAGGGAGUGGAAAUUGUGUGCCUACCGCAAUAAAAUCUUGUUCGGUGGCUUUAUAUCCCAGCAAUGUCACUCUAUGUCCUAAAGGGAUAAUACCACAAAGAGGAAGACCUCGUUCAACCCCUGUUGUAAAACCAGCCUGCGUUGCUUUGAAGCAAACCUCUAGUCCUCAACCCAUUUCUGCAGUAGCGUCAGAGGUACCUGUUCAAGCUACUUCACAGCCUCCAUUUGUUAAUGGUGUUGGUCAAACUAUCAAUGCUUGGCAUCUUGUUCCCCUUCAACCAGUGGCAUUUGCACUACUGCAGCUUCCUCAAGGACAGAAAAGUGUGUCAAAUACCAUCAUAACUGCUGGAAAGUCAUUGAAGCUUACAAAUCAGUCAUCUGGUUCACAGUUAUUUGAAAAAGCAGGCUAUGAGAAGACUGCCAACCAGAAUAACAAAGCAGAAGAGAAGUUGAUUGAACCUGGGCUGGAAGAGAUUCAUGUUGCCGAUUCUGAGCUUAUUGAGACAACGGUGUCUCGGGGUGUACCAGAUGAGGACCAUGUAAAUGCUGAUCCAUUGCCAGAAGUUAAACAAGAGACUGAUGCAUUUCCUUCCACGCCUUCAGUCAGUGAUGCGGACGAUGAUUCUAUAGACCAUCAAAAUGCAUUAGAACACCCUACUCCAGCAGAAUUGGUUGAUCGUUCACACACUGGUGAAGAACAGAUUGUGGAAGAUGAAAAUGAAAAUUCUGCACUGGAGAAUUCCACAAGCACUGGUAAAGGAAGUUCUGUUGAUAAAGAUUCUUCCAGGUCUAACCAUGAAGUGGUUAAUAAGGAACCAGAGGAAAUGCCCAGUAUGGAGGAGAAAAAUCGGUUGCAUGAUGAGCAGGUGGAAGUGGAGAUGGAAGAUAAAAAAUGUUGGUUUGAAGCAAGUACAUUUAAUGUUCCAGUUAAAAGGGAAGAAGAUAUGCUAAAAAAUCCGGAGAAUGAUGAACUAGACUUUCAUCAAAAAUUACUGCAAUAUGAAAACUUUUGUGACUCUGAUAAAGAGACUGGCCCUCAGAGUAAUCUGGUGAAUGGUGACAGUCAAAGUGAUGCAGAGAAAAUUGACGUUGAGAGAAUGUUCGACUCAACCUCUAGUGAAGCGGCAAUGGACAUCGAGACUGUGGAGGAACUCUCUGAGAAAAUCAAUAUUGCUCUUCUUACUGCUUCUGCAUCUCGUCUUACAAGCAAAUCAAACAUCCCGAAUAUUUAUUCAACAAAUCCAUCCAAUGUUGCACCAUCUGAAUACCAUGAAGAGCCUUUUAAAAUUAUUGUCAAGGAAGAGACUCCAGAUGACUAUGAAUAUAACCAUGCAGCAAACCCAGUAAUCCUUGAUUGUGAUGGACUAAAAUGUAAAGAAGAGAAGGAAUUUUCAGAUUCAGUAGGAUGGGAUGGUGGAACGAAUUGUGAUUUACAAAAUAAAACUAUGAACAAAAGCUACAUUAAUGAAGUGGAUGCAACUUCAUCUGCAGUUAACAAGCAGCCACUAAUCAUUCCUAUGGGAGUAGCUAAAUGCUUCCCAAGUAUUUAUUCAACAAAUCCAUCCAGUGUUGCACCAUCUGAAUACAAUGAAGAGCUUUUUAAAAUUAUUGUCAAGGAAGAGCCUCCAGAUGACUAUGAAUAUAACCAUGCAGCACACCCAGUAAUCCUUGAUUGUGAUGGACUAAAAUGUAAAGAAAAGAAGGAAUUUUUAGAUUCAGAAGGAAGGGAUGGUGGAACUAAUUGUGAUUCACAAAAUAAAACUAUGAACAAAGGCUCCAUCAAUGAAGUAGAUGCAAUUUCAUCUGCAGUUACCAAGCAGCCACUAAUCAGUCCAACAGGAGUAGCUAAAGCAAAAAUGAUGAGGUUGGAAUGUACCAAAGUGCUUGUAGUUUACUUGGAGCCGUGUACUUUUACAAACGGCACCAUAAAAAUAUCUGAACUGCCACAAAAGCUACUGUCUUCUUGUCGGAGGAAAGGGGGACCUAUACCCACUGUUCUCCAGUUCCUCAAUUCUGCAAAAUAUCCUACCCAUUCUCAAGUGGAGAAUGUAGAUUCAAAAUCUGUAUGCUCUGGACCCAAAGAGAGUAGCUCUGCAUCAGAAAAAAACGUGAAUAAAACCAGUACUUCCACAGUUUCAAAUAAUCCAACUGUUUCACAUGGUACGCCCUCUGAGAAAACCUCUGGAGAAGGUUUCAGAUUUCGUAAGAUAAAAUAUACAGAAAAGGCAUUCAAUUCUGGGACCUGGAGAACUCCACAGGAUGCCCUGCAAUCCCACCUUGUUGAACAUGUGUCGGAAGACCCGAGCAAUCCCAUUCAUCCGACAGGGAACUACAUGACAAAUUAUUACCAAAACCAGAUGUACACUUCAGCUUGGUCAUCCAACCUGAAUCGAAGGAAACAGAAUUUUGGUUGGUUACUGGCAGAUCCUCAAGAAAGUGAAGAGAAAAUGGAACGGCUGGAAGAGCAGCUGCUUGAGGACCUUAGUCGUUUAGACCCCAGAGUUAUUUUGCACCCAUUGCUUGAAGGAGCUGGUCUUAAGCCAAAUUCCUUGAUGUCAACAGUCAAUCUGAAACGCUUAGGAGUUGUCAUAUCACCUUCAUCGACUUCAAUUGCAAGAUCUGCUCAAAGAGACAUCUUUGAACUUUCUCCAAUCAAACAAGGCCAAGAACCUUUAGGUGCAAAACCAGAGUACUCCUUAAAAAAUAGUUCUGUUUUCUCAAGUAACACAUUGGAUGAAUACCUGGAAAAUGAAGAGAAAAUUAUUGAUCAGCGUGCUGCUCUGUGCGUGAACAAAACAUCAAAAGUUGUAUGUCAAAUGCCUUCCAAAAGUUCCAGUUAUGUCCGCACGUUGGAUAGUGUAUUGAAAUCCCGGUCAUCCCAAGCUGAGUGUCGAGGGUCCCACACAUCCAAUCGAACUUCGGUUUCUCCGCAACCCAUUUCUGUUGGCUCUGUUUCCAAAAACACCAAGCAGAUUGAGAUGACAUUGGGACCUGUGACUAGCAUAAAGAAGUCUGCAAACAAUGCAAAGCCAAAAUCAGCAGCUAAAACCAGUUUGCGGCCGUCCUUUGCACCCACGAGACCUCCUCGAUUAUCCAAAAAGCAGAGAAAGUUAAUGAAUGUGGAGAAUGGUGCCCGCUGGGUUGGGAAACCAGGGACUUACAUCACAGAGGAGCGAGCAGAAGCAUCCCUUGUUACUCUGCUAACAGCAAAGGAAAGCAGGAAGGGAAAUAACAGUGGAACAGUUACAGCAAUCAAGUUGAACAAGUGUAGGAACUCUACUACCAUAGAAGCAAUGGACUCUGGGAAAUUGGACGGUUUCGAGAGCAAUUCAAUGUCCCCAAAUGCUGCUCAGCCAAGCAAAUGGAAGCAAAAAGAGAAGGCAGAUUCGCCGUUACACUGUGACAGUCCACAAGAAGAGACUACUGGUCUUCAGUCAGAAACACCACAAACAUCAGUGGAGACAAAGAAUACACUCAAACUGAUUGAAAUUAAUUCAUAUUGUAACUGGGAAUCAGAACGUUCCAAUAUUCUUGGAGUUCUUGCUCAAUAUACUGCCAAUAAGAGACCUUUGGAGAAAAUAAGAAUUGGAAAUUUCCUUGUUGAAAUUGUGUCAAAUUAUGGAAAAAGUCAAGAUCCUUCACCUGGAAGUGUGCUGAUUUCUAGCUCCGUGGUAAAGAUUUCCCAGUCCAGUGAAAAAGAGGGAAAUGGCAAAUACUCAGGUUGCAAUAUGUCUGUUCCAACCACCUCCCAAUCUCCUGGAAUCCAGCUGACUGAAACACCACCAAUUGCACCAAAAGAAACGUUACCAAGAUGUGCCAAAUUUACAGUGCAGGAAAAGGAGUUCACUGGAAAUGCCAAUGGUGAUACGAAGCUGACACGAGGACAGGUUGGAGCUCCUCAUCCAGUGAAUUGGGUGAUAGGUAACCGUAAAAAGAAAAAGCGUAAAAAGAAAAGGAAAAUAGUUGAACCAUUCAAGACGUCCUCCUCCAGUACGGUUGCAUCAUCUGCCUCUGCUCAUUUACCUUCUAAACAUCUGACAACUUGUUCCACAUCCUCUGGCAAUGAAGUUUUAAGAGAUAUCAAUGAUGCCACUCCUGUUAACCAGGCCAAAGAGGAUUAUACUUCUAACAAGUACACUCAUCCUGUAAUAAAUAAAGUUGGAGAAGUAUCGAAACAUCCUGAAACUUCCAACUCUACUCCUCCUGAUUUAUCUAAAGCCACAAAAUCUGACAGACCACAGCUCCUUUUGAUCCCAUUGCAGUCUACCUCUACUGCCCGGCCUGCACAGAAUCUGCAACUCACACCUGCUCAGAAGAUGAUACUGCAGCCCCUCAGGUGGCCAAGUGGGGAAGUCUUCCAAUACCCAAAUGGCCAGAUUAUCCAACUUGUGCCUCCACCAAAUCCUGGUGCAGUGAGUCGACGAAAUCUCCACCAAAAGGUCACUCUUGCUGUACGGAAUCCAGUUAGUGAGCUGGACGAUAAGUUCGAGGAUGCUUCUAUGGACCAUCAAAAUGCAUUAGAACGCCCUACUCAAGCAGAAUUGGUUGACCAUUCAUACACCAGUGAAGAACAGAUUAUGGAAGAAGAAAAUGAAAAUUCUGCACUGGAGAAUUCCACAAGAACUGGAAAAGGAAGUGAUGUUGAUAAAGAUUCUUCCCGAUCUAACCAUGACGUGGUUGAUAAGGAACCAGACGAAAUGCCCAGUAUGGAAGAGAAAAAUUGGUUGCAAGAUGAACAGGUGGAAGUGGAGAUUGAAGAUAAAAAAUGUUGGUUUAAAGCAAGUACAUUUAAUGUUCCACUUGAAAGGGAAGAAGUUAUGCAAAAAAAUCCAGAGAAUGAGGAACUAGACUUUCAUCAAAGAUUACUGCAAUAUGAAAACUUUCCAGUCUCUGAUAAAGAUAUUGCCUCUCAGAGUCAUCUGGAGGAUGGUGACAGUCGAAGUGAUGUAGAGGAAAUUGACGUUGAUAGAGUGUUCAACUUAACCUCCAGUGAAGAGGCAGUGGACAUCGAGACUGUGGAGGAACUCUCUGAGAAAAUCAACAUUGCUCAUCUUGUUGCUUCUGCCUCUCGUCUUAGAAGCAAAUCAAAAUGCCAUUUCCACAACCCAUAUGUUACAAAUAAAUCGAAUGAGGAGGAGGAGGAGGAGGAGGAGGAGGAGGGCGACAUCAAAUCCAAGCCAAAACAAAUUGCUGAUCUCGAUAAGGAAGCAAAAGAUCGGCUGGAUGCUCUGGUAGUGUAUCUGACCGCGCAGACAGGAAAUGAGCGGCGGAGGCGUUCUAAGAAGCGACACCUCUUUGAAAAGCUGAAGAAAACUUUGGCCAUUCGCGGGGAGGAGAAAGUUUCAAAAUACUUUAUCCUGAAGCAGGCAUUUGCAGAAAUCCAGAAUCUGCAGGAUUAUUCUGAUUGUUUAUCAGCUUGGAAAAGUAUCCAGACUCGCAGAAGGGAUUCUCUUAUUCGAAAAGUCUCUCUAUUGACAGGGAAAACUGAGGAAGAUAUUUUGAAGAAACUGGAAUAUAACUGCGCAAAGCAGAGAAGACUAGAUGUUGAGACGAGAACGUCCAUGCUGGAAGGAGAUGAUGCAAGUGAACAGCAUUCCGUCAGUUGGAAUACAGCAUCUAUAUCAUCAAUGGACUCUCUCCAGAAGGUGGCCAUGGAUUUGCAAAUCCAGAAACCACCCAAUGUCAUGAUGCUAUGUAGUGGUCAGGACUUAAUUUCUGAGGCUGGUCGAGCAAGACCUCUUAUUCUCACCAGGAAACAUUCAUCAACUCCCCAUAUGUAAUUUUGCCUUCUAUAGGUAGUAUAAUGUUUUUGUAUAAUUGCACGUUGUGGAAGCCACUUGGUGUAACACUUAUUUUCUCAUCUGUAGUUGGUAAACAAUAUUAAGCAAUUUCUAAAUACAGUGGUUGGA
This is a messenger RNA of Leucoraja erinaceus (little skate), 7511 nucleotides long. Its product is annotated as MAX gene-associated protein-like. Gene Ontology annotation, molecular function: protein dimerization activity. The transcript is spliced from 25 exons. The coding region runs from base 807 to 7382 and encodes 2191 amino acids. The record is from RefSeq and is a predicted model, not a curated record. Lineage: Eukaryota; Metazoa; Chordata; Chondrichthyes; Rajiformes; Rajidae.